AUGCGCCCUUAUGACGAUAGACUUGAGUGCCAGUUUCCCCUCGCAGGCUACUCGGCGGCGCUGGCCGCGAUCCUGGGCGCGGUGCGCCGCUCGCCGCUGGGCGUGCCGCACGGGCGCGGCAAGGUGGCCUUCAACGCGGCCGAGCAGCUGCUGCGCUCCGCCGGCCAGAGCAGCCGGCUCACCGCCGCGCGCACCAACGCCGGCUGGCUCGUCGUCGGCGCCAUAUGCACCCUCGGUGUUCCAGUUGUACGUGGCUUGUUGCCACGCAUGCUACUCUUGUGGAGAAACAGUUUUCCGCGCUCGGCCAAAGAGUUGGAAUCUGAAAAGGCGAGGGGAGACGCUUUUACUUGGCAGGUGACUUUGGAAGGUCGUGCUGGUGCAUUAUCAGCGUUGCACAGUCUGCUCAUCCACUGUCCAUCGCUCGUCAAUAACGACGAUACCGCGAAGAGACUUACCCAGCCCAUCGAUGGAGCAAUUGCUGUACUCACUAACGUGGGCAGCGUGGUGCGCGGCUACGGCGGCGCCCUGAAGGCGCCCGCGGCGCUGCUGCGGCUGCGGCUGUACGAGGCGUGCGCGGCGCUGGGCGGAGCGGGCGCACCGGCCGCGCCGCUGCUGCGACUGCUCGCCGCCGAGCUCGCCGGCUCCGCCGACCCCAGCGGCGCCAACGUCGCCACCGGUAUGCUAAGAAGCGCCAUGCACCCACGGGACACUAUCCUGCUCGGCGAAGAGAGUUGGAUCUACGAUACUGAUCAUGCCGAAAUUGAGGAACAACUGAUGUCGGCGCUGAGCGCGAGCGGGUCCGGCGCGCUGGAGCACGACCCGUGCCGUCUGUUCCGCGGCGCGCCUGCCGCCCAGCCGCUCGGCGUGGCCGUCAUCGACGCCUCCGUCGCGCUCUUCCCGCAGAUAUUCGCCAGGGCCGCCAACAAGCACAGACAGCAAAUGCUAGAACACUUCGCGGAAUGCAUUAAGAUGUCUAAAGGCGCCCGUCAAGAGGCGAUCCAGAUAAACGUUUACACUGCACUGUUACUGGCGCUGCGUACGCUAGCUGAGUUGAAGAGCUCAUUGGGGCAAGAAGCUGUGAAGAAUAUCGCCACCGAUCUUAUCAUUAACGGGCUGUCGGCGAGCAGCGCGACGGUGCGCGCGGCGGCCGCGUCGUGCGCGGGCCGCCUGUGCGGCUGCGUGCCCGAGGCGGAGGCGCAGGCGCUGGGCGAGCGCGUGCUGGCGCUGGCGCGCGCCGCGGCGGGCAGGGGCGCGCGUGCCGCCGCCGCCGCCGCCGUGGGCGCCGUGCAGAGGGCGCGCGGCGCGGCCACCAGCGCGCCGGCGCUGCCCGUGCUGCGCGCGCUCGCGCAGGACGCCGCCGCCGUCGAGCUGCAGGUCUGGUCCCUGCACGCGCUGUCCGUCCUGGUGGACGCCUCGGGGCCCAUGUUCCGGGGCCACGUGGAGUCUACCCUCAACCUGGCCUUGAAGCUGUUGUUCAGUUCGCCCCCAUUCCUCGAGGACCUGCACCGGAGCAUCGGCCGCUUGCUCUCGGCACUGAUCACCGUAGUUGGGCCCGAGCUGCAAGCGGGCGGUGGCGCCGUGAGCCGCUUCAUCUGCGCGUGCGCCGCGCUGCAGGAGUGCGGCGGCGGGGCGCGCGCCGAGGCGAUCGGCUGUCUGCAGCAGCUGCAGAUGUUCUCGCCUCGCAGCAUCAACCUGCACCUGCUAGUUCCGCAGCUCUGCCGUGACCUGUCGAGCUCCGAGCUGGCAGUGAGGCGAGCGGCGCUGUGCUGCUUGAGGCAACUGUCGCAGAAGGAGGCGGCCGAGGUGUGCCGCUACGCGUUGCUGGCUAAAGAUCACGUUCCUGCAAAGCCGUAUUGCGGCGUGACGGUCCCCGAGAGCGGGCUGCCGGGCGCGCUGUUCGCGUACCUGGACACGGAGCGCGACUCGGCGGCGCUGUCGCACGCGCGCGACGCGCUCGCCUGCUGCCUGCUGGCCGCGGCGGGCGCGCGGCUGCUGCGCGGCUGGCUGCUGCUCGCCAAGCGGGUGCUCACCGUGCGCCUAGAGGACGUCAGCAGUCAAGAAAUGGACUUUGAUGGCGAAGGUGAUGACGACCAAGCGGAAUUCCAUGCGGAAUCUGAGCAAUCCACACAUCCAGCUAUUCAGCCAAGAUGGUCAACAAAGGUGUUUGCAAUGGAAUGCAUCCAGAAAAUCAUGACAGCAUGCGAAGCUACAGGCGAAAGUGCACAUUUCGACCUUGUCAAGGCGAAGGAAAAACUAAAAACUGAUCCCAAUGGGGACUACCUGUCGCUGCACCUGUCGGACCUGGUGCGGAUGGCGUUCGUGGGCGCGACGGGCGAGUCGGACGCGCUGCGCCUGUGCGGGCUGCGCACGCUGCAGAUGAUCGUGCAGCUGUUCGCGCGCGCGCCCGAGCCCGACUUCCCCGGGCACCUGCUGCUGGAGCAGUACCAGGCGCAGGUGGGCGCCGCGGUGCGGCCGGCGUUCGCGCGCGACACCGCGUCCCACGUGACGGCCGCCGCGUGCGACGUGUGCUCCGCGUGGCUCGGCUGCGGGGUGGCGCGCGACAUCGACGACCUGCGCAGGGUCCAUCAGCUGCUGGUUUCGAGUUUGGAUAAACUGAACAAAAAGGGGAAUACCACUCUUAUAUACAACGAGAGCAUGGCGACACUUGAGAAAUUGUCAAUUUUGAAAGCGUGGGCAGAGGUUUACAUAGUGGCGAUGGUGAGUAAUGACAGUGCACCGGGCAGCUACGUGAAGCAGCUUCACACCAAGCCCUUCAACGAAAAGGCCGAGUUGGCCAAGUGGCGGAACGAGGUGUUACAAAACAACAAUCAGAUAGACAAUUCGAGCCAAGAAGAGGGUGAUGAUGAGUAUGGGGAGUUCGAGUCAAAGGGCGAGAGCCUUUUGAAAUUGGUCGAACCUGAGUUGGAGAGCUUGGGAGAGAAUUGGCUUGCUGCUCUUAAAGACCACGCCCUAUUGAGUUUGCCACCUGAGUUCGCGUCGCAGCUGCCCCACGGCGGCGGCGCCUUCUACUCGGCGGAGACGGCGGAGGCGUCGCGCGCCCACUACGCCCGCGCCUGGCCCUCGCUGCUCUACGCCGCCGCGCUGCGCUUCAACUCCAACUUCCGCGACAUCACCCGCCCCGAUAACGAAAAUACUGACAAUGCCGUGGAUAACCGAGCUACUAAGACUGAGAACGGAAAUUUCGAAUUUUUCGAGCCGGUCGAUGAAAGAUUCCACCUGCUAUUUGGAAUAUGUAUGGAGGCGUUAUGCGCACAACGCGAUAUGAGCGACAGCAACAUAGUUUCUGUUCUCUUGUCUUUGGUGACCCUUUUGGAUGCUCCGGAAAACAGGGCACGCCUGCUAAAAGAUAGAGCGUUGGCGAUCGAGCUGUGCCAAAUAAUCCACCGCACGGGUCUGACCCAAGACAGCAUCGAGGCGUUGCUUCUGGCCGCCGAUGUCCUGCAACUGGUCAUCACGGGCGCAAAGGAGCAGUUGCACGCUAACAUGCAGGCGAAGAUUAAAGAGCUGGCGCCGAACGCGUCCGAGGGCAACGUGCCCCAGUCGGUGGUGGAGGCGGUGCACACGCUGGGCGAGGGGGGGCCCACGGGGGACCUGCCCCCCUCCCGGUCGGCGGUGUUCGCCUGCCUGGAGGCGUGCCUGUGCCUGCUCGUGCGCCGCCUGCCGGCGCUCAGCCCGCUCAAGCCGGAGGGCGCCGUGGGCGUCAUCGGCGUGCCCAAGGGGCUGGGCGUGCACGCCGACCUGCUGCUGGUCAAGAGCCUCGCCGCCAUGUCCGAGCUCACCGAGCUCACGAGCCCCCAAGGCGCCCUGUCGCUGCUGCCGACGGUGUUGCACCUGGGCACGGAGGUGCUGCGCGAGGCGCGCGGCUCCUGCGCGGCGGCGGAGGCGGGCGUGCUGCUGCUGCAGCGCGCCGCCGACUGCCGCGCCGCCCGCCUGCUGCCCGACACGCGCCGCGCACACGCGCGCCUGCUGCAGAGCGCGCUCGCCAAGCUCGUCGACGCCGUCAAGGCCGAGGCGCCCGAGCAGCGGAUUGAAGCUGUGACCGGCGCCCGCGGUAUGGCGGCCCUGCUCGGCCGCGCUGAGCCAGCGCCCGCCUUGCACUACCCCUGCAUAAACCAUUUCCGCCAAUGUCUCGACACAAGGGACAAUGAUGCGUUCGCGUCGUGCUGCAGCGUGCUGCGCGGCGUGUGGGGCAGCGGGGCGGGCGGGGGCGGCGCGGGGGGCGCGGUGUGUUGGUGGGCGCGCGCUCUGGGCGCCCGCGUGGUGGCGCGCGCGGCCGCCGCCCGCCGGCCGACGGAUGCGGCGCACGUGCGCGCCGCCAUCGCCGGGGUCAACGCCCUCGACGAGCUGGUGGCCGCCUCUCCCGACUCCGCGCGCAUCCAAAUGCUGCGGAUGCUGGUGCCCAUCGUGAUCUCCUACCUUCGCGACGGCGCAGAGUUGUCGACAGCGCCAUCUCACGUGCGCUCUCUUCACGACUUCGCCCUGCAGUGGCUGAUGCGCGUCGGGCCGAAGUACCCUCAGGAGUUCAAGACGAUGAUGCAGCAGUCGCCCGAGCUACGCGCAAGAUUGGAGAGCGCCGUUAAGGCGGAGCAGAACAGCCGCUCAAACAAGCAGAGGCAACCGCAGAGGCCGCUCUUCGAGUCCCGACCGGCUAAGCCCACCAUACAGCUGAAGACGGACUUCAGCGAUUUCAGG
Molecule: messenger RNA, 4713 nt
Organism: Iphiclides podalirius (scarce swallowtail)
Lineage: Eukaryota; Metazoa; Arthropoda; Insecta; Lepidoptera; Papilionidae
Source: the annotation of a GenBank genome assembly